Messenger RNA from Scomber scombrus (Atlantic mackerel), 5117 nucleotides. Its product is annotated as rho guanine nucleotide exchange factor TIAM1-like. The record is from RefSeq and is a predicted model, not a curated record. Gene Ontology annotation, cellular component: plasma membrane; synapse; cytosol. Gene Ontology annotation, molecular function: guanyl-nucleotide exchange factor activity; protein binding. The transcript has 28 exons. Gene Ontology annotation, biological process: activation of GTPase activity; small GTPase-mediated signal transduction; positive regulation of axonogenesis. The coding region runs from base 93 to 5117 and encodes 1674 amino acids. NCBI's taxonomy places the organism in Eukaryota, Metazoa, Chordata, Actinopteri, Scombriformes, Scombridae.
GAGGAUGCACAGAAGAUAAUGCGGUCGGUGAAAGAUGACACAGCAAUAAUGUGGGGGUGCCGGUGAGGCAGCGGUUUAACCACAGUUGAAUCAUGGGAAAUGUGGAGAGUCAAAAUGGGGUCAGUGGUUUCAAUGGCGAUGUGACGGGACAUCUCUCCCGCAAGCACACUUCACGCUCCCUUCGUCUCUCCGACAAGCAACCAAUCACCCGUCGCUCCCGGACCUCUUCUUCAGUGAAACAGGAACACAGGAACUCUGAAGCCUCAACUCGCUCUUCCAGCACCCCUAGCAUCCCACAAUCCUUAGCAGAGAACGGACUGGAAUCUUUCACAACAGAUGCGUUUGGAGAGUUCGGCAUCAACCCUCAUUGGACACAGCGAGUUGCUAUGACAAUGAGGCCGGAGUCCUAUCAGCAUGAUGACGACCCCUUGGCCACACCGACUCCUGAAACCUCAGAGGCGGACACUGUCGCUCAUGAUGGAGGAGAGGACUCCAUGGGGGAGGGGGAUGGAGACAUUGUUGGAGAAGGAAGGUACCUCCAACGAAUGACUGAGGGUCCCCAGGAGGGAGGGAGUUUCAAAAAGAAGCGGUCAAAGUCGGCGGAUAUGUGGAGAGAGGACAGCCUGGAGUUUUCUCUGUCUGACCUGAGCCAGGAACAUCUGACCAGCACUGAGGAGAUGAUAGAUGGAGGAGAGGAAGAGGAAGAGGAGCAGUUCACACGCCCCAGGGGAACUGCAGGCUCUGCUGAAAGGGCAUCAUCUCUGGACCAUCUGUGCAGCCAGCAGAGCCCUGGCCUCAGGGGGCAAAGGAGCCGCUACACAAAGAACCGGAGAGACACCGAGUGCGAUGGAGAUGGAGAAGGGGAGGAGGGACUGAUGUCUCCUGAGGAGGAUGGUGGCGGGUACGGAGCUUUUACGCUCCCUUGCCGGCGCUCCCACUGCCUGUCUGAGGGCUUGGCAGGGCUCGGCAUCACGGCUGCACCAUGCCCUGCUUUCCAGGGACGACGCGCACAAACAACUCAGGACAUUUCAGGUGUUUUAGGUGAGGGUAGUGAGUAUGGCGACAGUGGCAUCGAUGGUGUCACCACGGAGAUAGAUGGGGACGGAGAGUUGGUUUCACGGCGCUGUAAGGCCAUGUCGGCGUCUUUCUCAGUGUACUCAGCGACUGAGAGCAGCAUUUUCAACGGCAGCGACAGCGGAAGUAGCAGCGCAGGAGGAGGAGAAGGAAGAGGUGGUGAAGGAUGCAGGAGUGGCAUUUAUGAGAACUUCCGGAAGGAGCUGGACAAUCAAACACAUCAGGAGGCGGGCUCAGCUGUAAGUGAUGAGCAGAGCAGUGGCACGCUCAGUAGUGCUUAUCCAUCAGACGCUCUGAUAGGCUGUGCACAAGGCACAGUCAGGAAAGCAGGGGCUCUGGCAGUGAAGAACUUCUUGGUUCACAAGAAAAACAAGAAGGUGGAACCUGCUACAAAACGCAAAUGGAAACACUACUGGGUCUCUCUAAAAGGCUGCACUCUUUUCCUGUAUGAGUCAGACGGACGUUCAGGGAUUGAUCAUAACAGCGUUCCCAAACAUGCGUUGUGGGUGGAGAACAGCAUUGUCCAGGCUGUACCUGAACAUCCUAAGAAAGACUUUGUCUUCUGCCUUAGCAACUCAGUAGGAGAUGCUUUCCUCUUCCAGACAUCAGGCCAAACAGAACUAGAGAACUGGAUCACAGCGAUCCACUCAGCAUGUGCUGCUGCUCUUGCUCGGCAGCACCACAGGGAGGACACAGUACGAUUGCUGCGAACAGAGAUCCGAAAGCUGGAGCAGAAGAUCGACAUGGAUGAGAAGAUGAAGAAGAUGGGGGAUAUGCAGCUGUCCACCGUCACCGACGCCAAGAAGAGGAAGACAAUACUGGAGCAGAUCUUCCUGUGGGAACAGAAUUUGGAGCGGUUCCACAUGGAUCUGUUUCGUUGUCGGUGCUACCUGGCCAGCCUGCAGGGCGGCGAACCCCCCAACCCCAAACGCCUGCUGGGCUUUGCUUCACGUCCCACCAAACUGGCCAUGGGUCGACUGGGCAUCUUCUCUGUCUCUUCCUUCCAUGCACUGGUAUCGGCCCGUACAGAAAGUAGCAUCAGGAGGCGGAACCAGGCCAUGCCUCGCACCUUCAGCAAACGCCGUAGCCGUUUCUCUUCCCUCUGGGGCCUGGACACCACCUCCAAAAGGAAGACCAAGGGACAUCCUUCAAUCAACCAGGUAUUUGUUGAUGGAAUGGAGCCGGUGAGAAAGCCCUUGGAACGGAUGUUUGAAGACUCCGCCAGUGAGAAAUCUAAGGAGAAAGAGGGCUCGGAGAAAAGUCUUCCUCAGCAAAACAUAGACAGCGACAUUUGGGUUCCUGAUUACCUGACUCCCUCCUGGGUAUGUCUCCCGAACAAUCAGCCUGUCCUGGCCAUCAUACAGCCUGGUGAGACAGUGCUGGAAGUCCUAAGCACAGUAUGCAAGACCCAUAAGAUAGACCCAUCCAGCCACUACCUGCGUCUGAAGGUGUGGAUUGACAACCAAAUGCUCUUCUAUGUUCCUAAACUUGAAGAGGACAUCUCUGAUCUGCUCUACAAAGAGAUUGAGAUUUGUCCCAAAGCUACCAAGGUGAUCCGCUUUGACAAAGCUGAGUCCUGCACCAUCGGAUAUGGUUUUUCCGUGGCGGUUAUAGAUGAGGAUGGGACGCAGCAGCUCCAUAUUACUGAAGUGAAAGCAGAGGGACUGGCCUUUGCUAAAGGUUUGAAAGCAGGGGAUGAGAUCCUGUUGCUGAAUGGUAAACCUGCGUCUGCCCUCCAAAUGGAUGACAUGAGGGCUGCGUUUUUAAACCAAGCGUUGACCUUGAGUGUCAGCACUGUGCCCCAGCUGGACCCUUUGGUGCUCUGCUCUCUUCCACCCCGGCGUGCUGAUGGGGAGCAGGAACUAGCCACAGACAUCUUCUCCCAGAGCCAAGAGGACAUCCUGGAUGAGGCUUCGGGGUUGACAGUAGAAAGUCCAGAUGAUAGUAUGGUGGAAGGAACUCGGCUGAGCCUGCACAGUCCAGAUCAUCAGGAAGACAAGACCGGCACGGGGGCUGGCCAGAAGAGCACAGAGCAGGUCACUGCAUUCUGCCGCAGUCUCCAUGAUAUGAAUCCCCUGGAGUGCCCUAUGUCAUCCUCCUCAUCCUCGUCUUCGUCAUCCCUCUCCCCGAGCCCUGUGUCAGCUUUGCCGCCCACAGCAGGCACUGCCACACAGAGACAGCUCUCCCACACAGAUAAACUCCGCAAGGUCAUCAAUGAACUGGUGGAGACAGAGAAGACUUACGUCAAAGACCUGAGAUGCCUAAUAGAGUGCUAUUUGACACCCUUGCAGAAAGAGAGCUUCCUCACACAGGAUGAGCUGGACGUUUUGUUUGGUAAUCUUGGGGAGAUGGUGGAAUUCCAGGUGGAAUUUCUCCGGACGCUGGAGGAUGGAAUCAGACUGGUGCCAGAUCUAGAUCGAUUGGAAAGGGUGGAGCAGUUUAAGAAAGUGCUGUUCUCCUUAGGUGGUUCAUUCCUGUAUUAUGCUGAUCGCUUCAAAAUCUACAGCGCCUUCUGUGCCAGCCACACAAAGGUCCCAAAAGUCCUGACUAAAGCCAAGACUGACCGUGAUUUCAAGGCUUUCCUGGCUGAGAGAAACCCCAGACAGCAACACUCAUCAACUCUUGAGUCUUACCUGAUCAAACCCAUUCAAAGGGUCCUCAAGUACCCACUGCUGCUGAGGGAGCUCUACUCUCUCACAGACCCUGACAGUGAGGAACACUACCACCUGGAUGUUGCAAUGAAGGCCAUGAACAAGGUUGCAAGUCACAUCAAUGAGAUGCAAAAGCUUCAUGAGGAGUACGGAGCCGUUUUCGACCAGCUCAUCAACGAACAGACUGCAGUUAAAAAAGAGGUGGCUGACCUCUCAAUGGGGGAUCUUUUGUUACACUCCACUGUGGUGUGGAUCAACCCUCCAAGCUCUUUGGGCAAAAGCAAAAAGGACCCAGAUUUGGCUGCUUUUGUGUUCAAAACAGCAGUUGUAUUUGUGUACAAAGACUGCUCCAAGCAUAGGAAAAAAAUUGGCGGAUCUCACCGUGUGUCUGUGAGUGAUGAAAAGGAUCCUUUCCGUUUUCGUCACAUGAUCGCAACUGAUUCUCUGCAAGUUCGUGCCCUUGCAAACUCCGAGGGUACAGCAGUGUGUGAGAUAGUUCACACAAAGUCCGAAUCUGAGGGAAGACCAGAAAAAACCUUCCAGUUGUGCUGCAGUUCUCCAGAUAGUAAGAAGGACUUCCUGAAAGCAGUCCAUUCCAUCCUAAGGGAAAAGCAGCGCCGCCAGCUACUUAAAACUGAGUCUCUGCCACCCAACCAGCAGUACGUUCCAUUUGGGGGGAAGCGCCUGUGUGCCCUCAAAGGGGCACGGCCCACCAUGGACAGAGCAGCUUCAGCUCCAUCUCGAACGCUGACCCGCAGGAAGCUGGUGAGGAACCGCUUCACCAUCGACACAGACCUAGUUUUCCAUGGCAACAACAACAAUAGCAACGAUUCCACCCCCUCCCGCCACUCUACCUAUCCUUCCUCCUAUUCGCCGCUGUCCCAGCAUGCCCUUCUUCAAUCCCAUAAGCCUCAAGGUGAGGACACAGACCGUUGGGUGGAAGAGCAGUUUGACCUGGGCUGCUAUGAAGACCAGGGUGAGGGCAUUGACGUGGGGCAGGUGAAAGAGACGGACAUUUUGAGUGACGACGACGAGUACUGCAAAUCUGUCAGAGCUGCAUCAUCGGAAUCUGUUGACCUGCAGGGGAAGAUGGACAGACUCAACCUGCAUGGUGGAGAGGCGAGGAGCCACAAUCUGAAUGGACGAGUAGAAACUGGAAGUGAGGGCAUUAUGCAGCAGGAGGAAGUUGAUCGAAUGAAGCGCAGUGACGAUUCAGGUUCAGUAGACUCCUUCACCUCCUGUGGCGUCCCUCUGUCACGAUGUGCAACCCCCACUUUAAAGCUUGCCCCUUUGAAGCAGUGUGCCGUGGAGGGGGCCGCAAACAAGGACCAUGAUGUCAUCUGGGUGCGGCGGGACGACUUCACUAACGGGUGCAACAGUGACGUCUUCUGA